AUGCCUCUAUCGAUUUUCAUGAAACUUGGCUUGGGAGAGGCUAAGGUGACUACUGUAACGUUACAGCUAGCUGACAGGUUGUUAACACAUCCUAGAGGAAUAAUUGAAGAUGUGCUUGUCCAGGUGGAAAAAUUCAUAUUCCUUGUGAAUUUCCUAAUCUUGGACAUGGAAGAAGAUAAGGAUAUUUCAUUGACACUGAGCAGACCAUUUUUGGCAAUAGGAAGAGCUUUGAUCAACGUUCAACAUGGGCAACUGAUAUUGAGACUGGGGAAAGAGCAGAUCUUGUUUAAUGUUUUCAAGGCAAUGAAACUACCUACAGAGACAGAUAGCUAUUUCCAGAUCAACGUGAUUGAUAAGUCAACGCAGUCUAAUUCAAUGGAGAUGGAAACUUGUGCAAGGUUUCUAGAUACCAACCCACCUUAUACGCGAAAAACGCAUUUUGAGGAGCUUGGAACAGGACCUACAAAACCACUACCAUCCAUUCAGUAG
Molecule: messenger RNA, 489 nt
Organism: Olea europaea var. sylvestris
Lineage: Eukaryota; Viridiplantae; Streptophyta; Magnoliopsida; Lamiales; Oleaceae
Exons: 2
Coding region: 1-489 (162 amino acids)
Source: RefSeq, a predicted model, not a curated record